Messenger RNA from Ostrea edulis (European flat oyster), 878 nucleotides. RefSeq lists its product as uncharacterized. Bases 88 to 690 code for a protein of 200 amino acids. NCBI's taxonomy places the organism in Eukaryota, Metazoa, Mollusca, Bivalvia, Ostreida, Ostreidae. The transcript is spliced from 5 exons. Gene Ontology annotation, molecular function: hydrolase activity. Gene Ontology annotation, cellular component: cytoplasm; mitochondrion. The record is from RefSeq and is a predicted model, not a curated record.
GGAUCGGAAUACACACUACAAGUUUUACUUCUACUUUCGAAUUCAGAUAGUGGGAUACAAAUAUAUGACUUCUGCACUUCUGAGUCUAUGACAAUCAAAAUGACGACCAUUUUAAGAACAGUGCUUAUAUCACGUCUCUUUAAAUCGCCAAGGUGCACUUACUCGAUGCUCGGGGGCUGUAAGAAGAAAUCUAACUUCAGUGCAGCUGCAUCUGUGGCAUCUGUCGGUGUCAACUCUGUGAACUUGUUUAAACACAGAAGUCUACAACAUCUCACAAUCAAGAAAUUAUCCACAAGCAGAAGUCUUUCAUCUGAUGAAAUGGAGAGGGCUCAAGGAGCUAGGAAGACAGGGGAACCAACCAUUUUUUCCAAGAUUGUUGACAAAUCGAUUCCAGCUGACAUUAUGUAUGAGGAUGACUUGUGUCUGGCUUUCCGUGACGUUUCUCCACAAGCCCCAGUGCAUUUCUUAGUGAUUCCCAAAUUUCCAAUACCCGGAAUCAGUGAUGCGGAACUGAAGGACAAAGAGCUUUUGGGACAUCUACUCCUGAUAGCAAAGCAGGUUGCAGACAAAGAGAACUUAACCAAUGGAUACAGGCUAGUGAUCAACAAUGGUCCUGACGGCUGUCAGUCAGUAUACCAUCUCCAUAUUCACGUAAUGGGAGGAAGACAGAUGGACUGGCCCCCAGGGUGAUUCAUGUCCACAAGUCAUUAUAAAAGAAACUUUCAAUUAGAUAUCGUCAUAACAUAUAUUGCAUGCAUUGUGAAUCACGUGUCUAGGAACUGUGUACAUCGCCGUGUAAUGUGUGGAAGUAUUGUAUCAGUAAAAUAGUAGUCAUAGUUCAAAUUAAUAAAUCAUAACAAACAUAUGAUAUCAUCCAA